Agrilus planipennis (emerald ash borer) is the source of this 399-nucleotide messenger RNA. RefSeq names its product eukaryotic translation initiation factor 3 subunit F-like. NCBI's taxonomy places the organism in Eukaryota, Metazoa, Arthropoda, Insecta, Coleoptera, Buprestidae. The transcript has 2 exons. The record is from RefSeq and is a predicted model, not a curated record. Bases 1 to 399 code for a protein of 132 amino acids.
AUGGGCGUAUUCGUAUCUUUGGCGUGCCUAGCUGCAUUCGCAAAUGCCAGUGGCGUAGUAAAUGUAUAUGGUGCCUACGAUGAUGGCCAGUGGCAUGGAGAAGGCCUUUGGGAAAGCCAAGAUCACGAAUCCUUAGCUGCCCGCGCCUACGCUUACGGCGUAGCUGCUCCAGCUGUCCCGUACGCUGCUCCAGCUGUUCCAUACGCUGCUCAUGUAGCCGCUCCAGUACCAUGGCCAGCGGCACGUGCUCUUCCUGUACCUGUGCCUCAUGCUGUACCUGUACCUCAUGCCGUACCUGCAGCCUACUCUGUGCCUGUUGCUGCACCAGCAGUACCUGUCGUUCAUGGUUACUCAGCUUCCAUUUCUGGACCCUCAGGACACAUAGGUGCUCUUAGCUAA